Molecule: messenger RNA, 2879 nt
Organism: Physcomitrium patens
Lineage: Eukaryota; Viridiplantae; Streptophyta; Bryopsida; Funariales; Funariaceae
Product: cytochrome P450 710A1
Biological process (GO): sterol metabolic process
Molecular function (GO): oxidoreductase activity, acting on paired donors, with incorporation or reduction of molecular oxygen; heme binding; iron ion binding
Source: RefSeq, a predicted model, not a curated record
UAUUUGGCGGUAUCGCGGUGCUCACUGUAGAUUUCGCGAACGACGCAAAUGAACGGGAUGAGAUUGUGGGGUGAGUUCGUGUGGAGAAACAAAACCAAUCUCUGAGUCGUAGUCGUUGUACCUCGUGUACGAAGGCACGACGGGAAUGGCGAUCACGUCGUCUAGCCGUUGAAUGUGGUUGCAUGGAACCCAUUGACAGUCGAUGCGAGUUUCGGACUAGGUGCAAACAGAGCCUCGGGAUCCGCGUUGUUUUCCAUCCAGUAGUCGGAGACAAUCACCUCGAGGAUCACCACUCGCGUGGCUUCGUCAGUGCGAUUUCAGUUCGAGAGAGGCUAUUUAGCUCCAGCAAACAACGUUUAAUCGGGACGUAAAAACUUUCGAGCCACUCUGGCAGUUAAAUUUCGUCUCGGACUGUGGGGCUCUGAGUCUGUUGCGAAAGGCUUUAUUGGAUGGCGAGCGAAGCAUCCUCUUGAGCUGGAAGACAAACUCAAGGAGAGGAAUGAUAAGGGAACCCAAUUUCGGGUCCCUUCCUGAACAACUUCUUGGGUCCGUGGCUUCUUCCAGUGCUUCGCCUCUUUCUCUUCAAACCAGCAGUGGUGGCCAUUGCUAGCGCUAGUUCUGGUGCUGCAUGCACAUUCUUGUGCCAAAAGAGCACAAGAGUCUUUGGAGUCAUCGGGGCUGGGGUGUGAUCCUAGUUCGGCACUUGAGAGUUGCACAGUACCUUUACAUGUGUCGCCGCAGCUGCCAUCGUGGUUCGUGGAAAGUAUUCUCUUGCGUCUGUGAUGCAAGUUCCUUUUCUCUUGACUGUGACCAACGCGACUAGUCGAAAGGUCUCAUCGUAUGGCGAUUUAAGCGUAUGCUUAUCAACCGAGUCAAACCUAGGGAGGCGAACUUGUUAAUCUCUGUUUCAGUUUUUUUUGUGCCCAAGGCGACAGAGUUUGUGGAAGGAGUUGUUCGAGUCACCUGCUUCGCGUCCCCUUGAACUUCGACGGAGAUUCCAAGGUGUGACCACUACUAACGAAACAGAGCGCGAUGACGUCCACGAAAUAGAACAUUCUAAUACUGUGAUCUAGUGGUGAGUUCUGCGGAGGAAAACAUAUUCUCACAGAUGGAGACCCUGAUUGGCGCUGUGUCGAGGAUAGAAUGGAGAGUGGGAUUGGUGCUCGUCGUCUCGGCGUAUGUAGUUUACGAACAGCUUUCUUUCAUGACUAAGAGGAAGCAUUUGCCGGGGCCGUCUUUCGUGUUGCCCUUCGUGGGCAACGUGAUCGCGAUGGUGGUUGAUCCUGCAGGAUUCUGGGAUCAGCAAGCAAAUUAUGCCUUGAAGGUUGGAGUUUCCUGGAAUGCUCUACUCGGAAAAUUUGUAUUAUUUGUGCGAGAUUCCCAGCUCUCCCAGAAGGUCUUCGCAAACGUUCGCCCGGAUGCAUUUCACCUCGUCGGUCAUCCGUUAGGCAGGAAACUAUUUGGAGAGCACAACCUCAUCUUCAUGUUCGGGGAAGAGCAUAAAGAUUUGCGCCGCCGACUCGCGCCGUUAUUCACGACUAAGUCGUUGGGCGUGUACAUAUCAAUCCAAGAGAAGACACAGAAGGAGCAUAUUGCCAAGUGGAUGGCCAUUGCAAAGGAUCUUGGCGAUGACCCAAUUCGCGUACGCAUGCUCUGCAGAAACAUGAAUCUGGAGACCUCCCAGAACGUCUUUGUGGGCCCAUACCUCACGCCGGAUAUGCGCAGACAGUUCGACGAGGACUACAAAAACUUCAACACCGGGCUCAUGAGCUUGCCCAUCAACCUCCCAGCCUUUUCAUUCUAUAAAGCUACGCGAUCGGUGAGAAAUAUCCAAAACAUGCUCACAAAAUGCGCAACAGCUAGCAAAGCAAGGAUGGCGAUGGGAGAAAACCCUUCUUGUCUGAUGGACUUCUGGAUGAUCGAAACUGUGCGGGAACUUCGGGACGCUGAAGCCGCAAACACUCCUCCCCCUCCCCAUUCUUCCGACUACGAAAUUGGCUGCCACCUCUUUGACUUCCUCUUCGCAGCUCAAGACGCAUCCACAUCCUCCCUGGUCUGGGCGAUAACCCUGAUCGAAUCGCAUCCCUACGUGCUGGAGAAACUACGAGAAGAGCUUUUGUGUCUACGUCCUGAUCCUUUGGCGCCCUACACUCCAGAAUCAUUGCGGGAGAUGAAGUAUACCGAAAUGGUGGUGAAGGAGGUACUACGCUACCGACCUCCAGCAACCCUGGUUCCUCACAUUGCCAACACGGACUUCGCCUUGACGGACACAUACACCGUUCCCAAAGGCACCAUUGUCUUCCCUUCUUUGCUGGAUUCAUCGUUCCAGGGCUUCAAGGACCCUGAAGUCUUCGAUCCAGAGCGAUUCUCCCCAGAACGAAUGGAGGAUCUAGUGUACAAGAAGAACUGGUUGUUGUUCGGAGCUGGGCCGCAUCAAUGCAUCGGACAACGAUACGCCAUCAACCAGCUUAUGCUUUUCAUCUCCCUCUUCUUCACACAGGUGGAUGUAAAGCGAGCUAGAAAGCCAGGGUGUGACGAUCUGGUGUACACACCCACCAUUGCACCCAAAGACGAAGGCCUAGUUUAUCUUUCCCCCCGGAUUGUAAAACAAAAAGAUUAAUGCGAUUCCCUUGUGUCAAACUCCACAGCAUCGAUUUGGUCAUUAUUCCGGGUGAAAACUUCGCACAACCAGACUGUAGAUGCAAAUGUGUGUUAGAGGGCUAUGAGGAUAAAUCAUAUUUGUUGGGUGACCAAUAGAUUGGCUGAGGCGUUUUGCCUUCGCGACAAAGCCAAGGGCGGACUAAUCACCAAAUCAAGUGCGAUUCGUGGAUGUGGUGCACAAAUUAUUCUACAAUGCAAUUCUACUACAGUUUCAAACA